AUGGCAAAUCGUGACGGUGGCAGCCAGCACCCCGCUGCCAUGAACGGCCAGACACCUUCAAAGCCCAACGCCUUCGUGCGCAAGGGUUUCAAAAUCACCACUCAGAAACUUCCCAUAUUGAAGUCCGGCCCUAUUGAAGAUAUGACCAAGAAUCUGGGAAUAGCGCCUCCAGAGAUGAUAUUUGGAGACAACUUUGUGACCAUCGAGCAUCCCGCCAGCGCAUGGGGCAUUGCCUUUAGUGCGUUUGAUGCGUUGGACCGAGUGGACAAGACGGGGGCUGCUAUGCUGAAAGUUGCAUACUCCAAAGAAUGGCAAAAAAGCAGAGAACAUACCCACGAAGGGAUCAAGGAAGUCGUCAAACCUUUUGACUGGUCCUACAGUACUGAUUUUAAAGGAACUCUACAACCUGAAUCGCCGCCGUUCAGUCCUACUAAUGAUCAAAUACCCAUUGAGCUUCUGAAACGACCGGAUCCGAUCUUAUUCUUCGACGACGUCAUAUUGUACGAGGACGAACUGGCAGACAAUGGGAUUUCAAUGCUGUCUUGCAAGAUCAGAGUUAUGCCGGAGCGUCUGCUAUUACUGUCGCGCUUCUUCAUGCGACUGGACAACGUGGUCGUGCGGCUCAGGGAUACCAGAAUAUACGUGGAUUUUGACAAGGCGGAAGUCAUACGAGAAUACCAGGCGAGAGAAAUGAGCUAUGAAGACGCUCGAAAGAGCCGGUCGCUGUAUGCCAAGAGUCGCGCGCUGCCACUCCUAAAACACGAUAGAGCUUUAAGCAGAACCAACCCAAGAACCCCAGCGCAAUUGGGCUUUGCGACAUCAGCUCGAAGCUAUGCGGCGGCAAAACCCUCGUCCGACUUGGUGCGCAAAUGGGCAUCAGAAGGAAGCGCCACCGGAACCUACGUGUCUUACGGCUUCACCGAAAAGCUGUUUGAAGCGUGCUCUGCUCAGGCAGACUACCGCAUGCCCAAGAAGGGAGAAUAUAGUGAGCUGCCGCCCAAAACCGAGGGUGGUGAGGAUGUCGGAAUUGGAGAGGGGCUGUGGUAUUCUGAGCUUGGCUUGCUACCGACGUUCUCAACCUGGUCGCAGGUAACCUUUUUGCACAUGUAUCUCCUCACAGUGCGCCUCCGAGCCAUGCAGUCCCCCGAGGCCUUCCAAACGCAUUCGCAGCAUCUGUUCGACCACUUCUCGCACAACGCCGAAGACCGUAUGGCAACGCUCCACGACCUUUCGAGUCGAGGCAUCAGAAAUAGGUACCUCAAGGAUCUGUUCAUCCAAUGGCGAGGUAUCCUGGCCGCAUACGACGAGGGUCUCGUCAAAGGCGACGCUGUCCUGGGCGCGGCUGUCUGGCGGAAUAUAUGGAAAGCCAGCUCGACCGAUCACGACGGGAAAGAUGUCGACUGGGCCAAGAUCGCCACCGUGGUCGGGUACACGAGACGGAUUCUCUCGGAAUUGGCAGAAAUACCGGACGCUGAUUUGGCCAACGCGCCACAGAUUUUUGGUCUGAAGAAGAUAGAUUCGAGCCUUGCGCGGAAGAACUAG
Talaromyces rugulosus is the source of this 1542-nucleotide messenger RNA. RefSeq lists its product as uncharacterized. The transcript is spliced from 4 exons. The coding region runs from base 1 to 1542 and encodes 513 amino acids. Gene Ontology annotation, biological process: TOR signaling. NCBI's taxonomy places the organism in Eukaryota, Fungi, Ascomycota, Eurotiomycetes, Eurotiales, Trichocomaceae. Gene Ontology annotation, cellular component: cytosol. The record is from RefSeq and is a predicted model, not a curated record.